GGGCAUCUUAUUUUUGCUGUAAAAAUUAAGUUGGCAUUGGUUUCAGCAUUUAAAAACCAUGGCCUUCUUUGAAAUAAAAGAUCUCAUGCUAGAUUGUCAGCCUUGAGAUCUUUGGUGUUGGUCUCAAAAAACAUUUUCUUCAACGUGAUUUGCCUGCUGCAAUUUAAAUUUCCAUGGAGAUUGUCUUGGAUUGGAGCAGUACAGGAUUUUUACCUCUGCCUGGUCUUAUUCUGAGGAUCUGUGCCGCCGGCGGGCUGCGGUGGCCGGCCGGUGUCCUGUGCUGACCUCCCGCGGUCGGGUACAGACACCGCUGGGCCAUGCCGCGGCCGGCGCUGUGGCUAGAUGGCGCUACCAGCCGGUGGCGGCGCUACAAGCGCUCCCUGUCGGCGUCUGCCACCGUCCAGGGAGAGGUGGUGCCCUCGGCGGGUCGGGAGCUGGCCUCUCUGAUGGCUGACCACGGCCUGAUGCGCGUCCUACAGGUGUACCCGAGCGACAUGCCAGUGCGUCUGUUCGCCGAACUGAGUCUCUCCGAGGUGUCUAACAUUGAGGACGGCCAGACUCGGGCGGAGGUGGAGCGGGCGUUGGAGUUGGCCAGGGAGGCAGUCCUGCAGAGACAGACCGGGGUGGGCGGCGCGUCGGGCGGCGGCGGCAGCGGCAGCGGCAGUCUGUCCGUGUCGCCAGCGACGACCGGGCCGCCGCCGCUGCUCAGUCGCCGCUCGGUGGACGAGUCGGCCAUGGCGUGUGGCCACCGGCGGCCGCUGGUCCGGCACAGCUCGGACGACACGCGCCGGAGACGGGAGAGUUUCGCGGCCGGCGGGCCGGCGCACAGCUCGGCCAGUUCGAUCGGCCUCGGCCACGGCUCAGGAGAGGGGUCGAACCUGCUGCGGAUGCGCCGCUCCAACCUGGGCCGGUCGGCGCCGUCUCUUUCGGCCAGCCUGAAGGAGCUGAACAUCAGUAAGCGCUCGUCGCGGGCCCACCGCCGCUCGGUUAUCGUCACAUCGUCACCGACACUGCCGAGAUGUCACUCACCAAUGCCAGGCAGUCCCGUCGACAGCCCCAAGAAUAUGUCACCGAACCAGCACUUCGCGUUUGCCGCCGUGAAACGGACGGUGGACGGGCGACGCUGGUCGGUGGCCUCCCUACCGUCGUCCGGGUACGGCACCACUCCCGGCAGCUCCAACGUCUCGUCUCAGUGCUCCUCCCAGGAGCGGCUGCACCAACUGCACUGCUGUGCCCAGCCUCCCCCUCCGCCGGCGCCGGUCACCGGAGACCUGGCGCGUCACUUUUCGUCCAACGAGUCCAACCCCAGCCUGGAGGAGGAGGGCCGCUCGUCGCCGCUGGUCCGGCCUCGCUCCCGGUCUCUUAGUUCACCCAUGCGCACGCCUCUGAUUGACAAUGACGUGGUGAUCAUGAACACACUCUACAAGGAGCGCUUCCCCAAGGCGACGCAGCAGAUGGAGGACCGUCUUCAGAAGCUAAUUGAGGAGAACGAGGUGACUGAUUUGGAGACGGAAGACUCGUCACCCUCGGCGGUGGCCAUCCUCCGCUUCGUGCGGCAUCAGGUGAUGGAAAUGGUUCGCGACUGUCUGAGCAAGUCUCAGGAGCGGUGUAUCACAAGUCGCUACUUUUACGACCUCUCAGAGAACCUGGAGAAGUUGCUCAAUGAGACCCGGGAGAAGUCAGCCGAGGCGGCCCGCCGGGUGAGCUCUCUGGUCCGUCGCCUCCUUCUCAUCAUCUCUCGGCCGGCGCGGCUACUCGAGUGUCUGGAGUUCGACCCGGAGGAGUUCUACCACCUUCUGGAGCGGGCCGAGGGACAGGCGCGCUCCUGUCAGGGUAUCACUACCGAUAUACCGCAGUACAUCGUCAGCAAACUGGGCCUGAAGCGCGACCCGCUGGCAGAGCUGACCGAAGACUUAGUACAAAUGGAGGAGGAGGCGUCGGCGUCCGCUCCGCCGCAGGCCUCCACUCCUAAGAAGGCCGACGGAGAGGACGCCAAACCGAUGCGGAGGACUGUGCACAAGGUGGCCAGCGAGGACGACUACGAGCGUGUAAAGCUGAUCUCGAACGGCGCGUAUGGCGCCGUCUACCUAGUACGGCAGCGCGGUACGCGACAGCGCUUCGCCCUGAAGCGGAUCAGCAAGCAGAACGUGGUGCUGCGGAACCAGAUGGAGCAGGUGCUGGCCGAGCGAGACAUCAUGAGCUUCACCGACAACCCCUUCGUCGUCAGCAUGUACUGCAGCUUUGAGACCAAGCGGCACCUGUGUAUGGUAAUGGAGUACGUUGAGGGCGGCGACUGCGCCUGCCUGCUGAAAAACAUCGGUAUCUUGCCCGCCGACAUGGCGCGACUCUACUUCGCCGAAACUGUGCUGGCUGUCGAAUACCUCCACAGCUUUGGCAUCGUACACCGUGAUCUAAAGCCGGAUAAUUUACUCAUUACCAGCAUGGGACACAUCAAGCUGACCGACUUUGGGCUCAGCAAGAUGGGCCUCAUGUCACUGGCCACGAAUUUGUACGAGGGGUAUAUCGACAAAGAGACGAAGCAGUUCUCGGAUAAACAGGUGUUUGGCACGCCCGAGUAUAUCGCGCCGGAGGUGAUCCUACGGCAGGGAUACGGCAAGCCGGUCGACUGGUGGAGCAUGGGUAUCAUCCUGUACGAGUUCCUGGUCGGAUGCGUGCCCUUCUUUGGCGACACACCCGAGGAGCUGUUCGCGCACACCGUCAAUGAUGACAUUGAGUGGCCGAGCGACGAGGAGUUCCAGGUGCUUCCCGAGGCCCGUGACCUGAUCUCCCAGCUGUUACAGCAGACCCCUCUGGAAAGACUGGGGACAGGCGGUGCCCAGGAGGUCAAGGACCACGCGUUCUUCCUGAACCUGGACUGGACGAACCUGCUGCGCCAGAAGGUCGAGUUUGUACCGCAGCUGGAGGACGACGAAGAUACCAGCUACUUCGACACCCGGGCGGACCGGUACAAUCACGAUCUGGAGGAUGACACGGACGAUACCGAGGAGUCGCUGCUCUUUUCUUCGUUCUCGUCCUGCUCGCCCAGAUUCAAAAAGUCGCAGGGUCGUCUGGACCUGCGCAAGUCCAUGUCGCAGGGCGACUCGGGCCAGUCGGACCAGAGUGAGUCGUCGGCAGCCGGCAGCGGCGAGGCGGCCGACUCCGGCCGGCUGGCUCGUAUCCAGCACGUCAGCAGCCUGCCGGACGUGCCGCUGCGACUGUGGUCGGGUGCUGCCGGACCGGGCCUGGGCCGGAGCCCGUUUAUCACUCCGGACAGCUCCCAGACGGAGAGCGAGGACGUGUCGCCUCAGGUGCAGCGGCGCCGACGGCACCGCGAGCCACGGCCGGCCGUCGCCGUCGACAAGGCAGACGGAGGGUCAACGGGUACCGACCACGUCCGCGAGCUCUCGCCCGUCGAGGAGUCUGAGAAGUCACCGCCGCGUAACUCUCCCACGGUGGAGUGCGGUACCGCGGAACGUGCUGCGCGGUCGGGGCCUGGCGCCAAGACCACCGCUGCUGCUCCCGCUACAACCACUACCACUCCCGCUACUGCGGCUCCUGCUCCUACAACCACCAGCUCGGCCCCCGCCGCCAUCGGUACCCUCGCCGGCCCCGCGGCGGCCGCUGGCGGAGAGCGACCAGCACCCACCGGCGGCAGUCUGCGUCCCCCGACCGCCGCCACGCCGCCGCCGCCCAUCAUACGUACCCCGGGCGGCGCACCGCCGCUGCCGGCUGGCGCGCGGCCCAAGGCCUCGUCACCAAUGCACCGGGUCAUUAAGUCGGCGUCGGCGUCCGGUCUCAACCUCAUGAUACCGCCUGAGGACGCCUGCCCGCAGCCGGUCCAGUCCCCGGGCGGCUCGUCCACGGCCAGCUCGCGGGACGCCUCCCCGUGCCGGGAGCUCUCGCCGCUGCUCAACAACCUGAAGCCGCCCGUGAUCCUGCGGCGCGGCGCGCGUGGCUUCGGUUUCACCAUCCGCGCGAUCCGUGUGUACCUGGGAGACUCGGACUACUACACGGUCCACCACCUUGUCAUGACGGUGGACUCUGGUAGUCCGGCGUUCGACGCCGGCCUCCGUCCGGGCGACCUCAUCACGCACAUCAACGACGAGCCGGUGCAGGGCCUGUUCCACACGCAGGUGCUGCAGCUGCUGCUGUCCGGUGGUGACCGGGUCACUCUGCGCGCCACACCGCUGGACCAGACCUCCAUCUCCAGCGGCGGCCGAAAGCGCGCGCCCGGAGCCGCCAAACUGGCGCGCCGCGCCGGCAAUCGCCGCAAACGCAAGGAGAGCAGCGUCGACAAACGACGAAAGGCGUCUCUACUGCGGAAACUGAGCAGCAAGCGCGCCAGUGCUGAGAUUCAUCAGAUGGCCAGCAACUCGCCGAUGCAGCUGACUCCGAGCCGCAGCUUCUCCUCUCUGAGCCGCUCCGUGUCCUGUGAACCGGGCGCCGCGGCUCGGCCGGCUCACCGGCUCAGUCACAGCGACUCAUCCAACUCAUCGUCUCCCUCGUCCUCUGUGCCGAAUUCGCCGGCGGCGGCAGCAGCGGCGGCCGCGGCCGGUCAGUUCCAGCCGCGGCCCUCCUCCCUGCACGGCCUCAAGCACAAGCUGCACGCGGCCACCAAGUCUGCGCACGCCGCCAGUCGACGUAAGUCGGUGGGCCACAUCCCGCUGAGCCCGCUGGCGCGCACACCGUCUCCCAGUCCGCUGCCGGUGUCGCCAACCCGGUCACCCAGUCCGCUGGCGUUCCCCGUGGCGCAUACGUCCUCGGCACCGGCCUGUUCGGUGCAGUCGUACAGCCCGGGGGCCGCCAGUCUGGCGCCGACUGCCGCAGCCAAGGCGUACAUGCGGCCCAAGUCUGCCGAGCCGGGCAGCCCUCUGUUGCGGCGCGCGCUGUCGCCGGACCGGCUGCAUCGAGCCGACGGCCGGCCGGCCAUCUCUCCUCUGGUUUCGUCGCCGCCGCCGCGGGUGACGGUGACGGCACAGUCGCCGCCGCCGACCGACGGAGCGCUCACCUCGUCUGACGGAGGGGCCAGUCCGGACCUGUCCCGGCGGCCGCGCGCUCAGCCCCACUGCCGCCACCACCGGCGACCGGGGCCGCGGCGGCCGGACACUCCGCCCGCGGGAACCCCGCCACCGGCCGCGCCACCGGGACGGUCGCCGGCGCGGGCCGAGCAGACGGUGUACGUCUCCACGGUGACCCACCGACCGGCCGAGGCUGGUGACGGGGCCGGGGAGAAGCCUCCUUCGUCCUCCGAGCGACCGUCGAGCAGAGAACGCAGCAGGCGCCGCGAGGGCAGUCUGCGCCGGCGGGCGGCGCGCGUGGAACCAGAGGAUAAGGUGACGGCGGCAGGGACGGCCUCGCCCACCCGACCGCCGCCCUCUCCUGCCGAGAGCAGGCGCUCGGCGCAGGAGAAACGAACUGCCUACAGGAAUACCAGCGCCACAACGAAAGACGAUGAUGUGCGGCCCUAGGCGGCCUUUAGUGAUCACAUGUGAUAUCUUAGUGCUGACUGUCCCGGCGCGUGUGCCACUCAGUGUAUUUAUUGGCGCUCGCUUGGUGACUCGGCUUCUAUUCUGUCCGCGCUGGCUCGUCGUCUCGUAGUGUGUAUGUGUGUGUGUGUGUGUGUGUUGCGCAGAGCACCACUCGUCCGUCGGUGUUUCUAGGUUGGACUGGCGGGCGGGCCAGGCUGGCUAACGCCCUUUUGUCUCUAACUGCUGUGGGGUCUGGGGCUCGGCUGGCACGGUCUCGUAUCUCAUCUCUGGCCCUUGGGCGUUUGUGUGUGUGUGUGUGGGCGGCUGGCCUCCUGAGGGAUCUGGGUGUCGGCCGGGGCCCCUGUGAUGGGCUGGGGCCCUUCGUUGGGCAGGGGCCCUCUGAGGGGUCUGUGUGGCCAUCGGGGGUCCUCUGAGGCGUCUCUUGGCCGGCCGGGGCCCGGCAUUGUGCCGUCCGUUCGCCGCGCCGCCCCGGGCCCGUCGAAUGUUCACUCUUCCUUUUCAUCGAUUCCAUCUGAAUGUGUGUCUCAACUCAUCGUGUAUCUCCGGCGGUUAGUCGCUGGGAGUAAUUUGGGGGGCUGGCUGCUGGUCGGAUGUCUCCGCUGUCUAUUAGCGACACCCGCCGGUCGCGGGCGCAGCCGAACGAUAAUAAAGGGGAGGGGCAAGCCUUGUUUGCGAAUAUUGGCAGUGAUGCAGAGGAUCCAUUUGUCGCCAUUGGCUCUGGAUGACCUGAAGUUCGAAUUGUGACCGCCGGCCGUCCCCGCUGGAUGGGAAGGAUUGGGCGCCGCCGAGUGAACAGCUCUGGUGUGAUAUCGCCGGGCUGCGGUCGGCGGCAGCUGGUAACGUUUGAGGGACGACCGGCGCGGCUGCUGCACCCACUCAUGACCAAAGCACAAUAUAUGUAUUCGUCGAUACAUCCGA
Messenger RNA from Amphibalanus amphitrite, 6407 nucleotides. RefSeq names its product microtubule-associated serine/threonine-protein kinase 3-like (gene dop). Gene Ontology annotation, biological process: peptidyl-serine phosphorylation; intracellular signal transduction. The coding region runs from base 318 to 5468 and encodes 1716 amino acids. The transcript has 26 exons. Gene Ontology annotation, molecular function: protein binding; protein serine/threonine kinase activity; magnesium ion binding. Lineage: Eukaryota; Metazoa; Arthropoda; Thecostraca; Balanomorpha; Balanidae. The record is from RefSeq and is a predicted model, not a curated record.